UCCAAGGUCUCUCGAAUGCGGCCUGUCUAGUUGCAGCUGCCUGCUGCAUACGCUGUCCAAGAAUUGGACGCCGUUUAUCCAUUGUCCCAGACACAGCUUAAAAAUCCCUCGCAGCUAGAUGGCGCCAAGCCAAAAUACUCGCACGGAAGCCACCACACCAGCCCACAAGCCGCAACCGCCAUCGACAUGUCGGCAGCGGAGGAGCACCGGUGGCGCUCGCUGGUCUUCGGCGAGGCCGUGGCCGCGCAGCGCAGCGCGCUGGUGCUCGCGUCGUACCCGCUGCUGCUGCUCCUCGUCGUCCUGGCCGCGUUCGUCAGGGAGUACUUCGGCGGAUCGAUCGAGACACUCAACUGUUGGCCGCAGACUGCAAGGAGUACUUCAAGGCCGCGAUGCAGUUCGUCGUCAGCCCUGGAAAGUUCGGUGUGCUGCGGCUCGGGAGGGCAGGGCGGCUACAACUUCAACCUGAGGCUGCCCGCAGUGGAGGACUGGGUGCUGGACUCUAUCCCAUAUAGCGUAAAGAAACACGUGCAGCAGGCCAUGCCGGGAGACGGGGGAGCAGCUGGAAGCGCGAGGUGGGUUUGCGCGGUCCUUUCGGUGUUCCCGCUUCUAGCGGCGGCGGCCCAGGGAAGGUACCGCGCGGUGUUCAGUUUCGGGGACUCGCUGGUGGACGCCGGCAACCUGGUCACGGAGGGCAUCCCGGACUACCUCGCCACCGCGCGCCCGCCCUACGGCCAGACCUACUUCGGCUACCCCACCGGCAGGUGCUCCGACGGCCGCCUCGUCGUCGAUUUCAUCGCGCAGGAGUUGGGCCUCCCGCUGCCGCCGCCGUCCAAGGCCAAGAACGCCAGCUUCGCGCAGGGCGCCAACUUCGCCAUCACCGGCGCCACCGCGCUCGACACCGACUUCUUCCGGAAGCGAGGGCUCGGCAGCACCGUGUGGAACUCCGGCUCCCUCCGCACGCAAAUCCAGUGGCUGCGAGACCUCAAGCCAUCGCUCUGCAGCUCCGCGCAAGGCACACGAUGCAAGGAGUUCUUCGCCGAGUGCCUGUUCGUCGUAGGCGAAUUCGGUGGGAACGACUACAACGCCCCGCUGUUCGCCGGCAAGGACCUCAGGGAGGCAUACAAGCUGACGUCCCACGUGAUCCGAGCCAUCUCCGAUGGAGUCGAACAACUGAUCGCCGAGGGGGCAAAGGAUUUGAUCGUGCCCGGUGUGAUGCCAUCAGGGUGCUUUCCGGUCUACCUGACCAUGUACGCUGACCCCAAGGAAGGGCAUGGCUCGCGCACCGGCUGCCUCAAGCGGUUCAACACUUUCUCUUGGGUGCACAAUGCGAUGCUGAAGCGCGCGCUCGUGAAGCUCCGAGCGAAGCACCCUGGCGCGAGGAUCAUCUAUGGCGAUUACUUCACGCCAAUCAUCCAGUUCAUACUCCAGCCCAAGAAAUUCGGCAUCGCAUCCUGGGACCCAUAACUCUUUUAGCAACAUUCUGACCAAUCAAAUAGAGAAGCAUGGGACUGCAUUGCUGAAACAUCUGUGUCAGAAGGAGAAUCUUCCUUCCAUGCUAUGCAUUGGUUUUCUCCCGGACAUCAUCAAGAGAUGGGUAUAAAUUCUUCCAUCCUUGUCAUCUGUGCAUGAUGGGGGUGCAAGAGCUGCGUGGCCAUCCCUGUAUUAUUUUCUAUCUAUCAUAGAUCAUAGAGCUUGUGUGGCCACUGGCAAACAAGAUUGACAUCAAGCGACUGACAUGAUCACAUGAUUAUAUCCCAAGUGAACCUAAAAGUUCUCCCACACAACGACGCAGGGUUUUACAAACAACCACCAAGGGCAUGUUGUGGCGCGCCUGGGAGGGGUCCUUACAAUUUCAACCUGACAGCGAAGUGCGGUGAGCCUGGUGCCUCGGCUUGCGCUGAUCCUAAGACGCACUGGAGCUGGGAUGGUAUUCACUUGACAGAAGCCGCGUAUCUGCACAUUGCCAGAGGCUGGCUUCAUGGACCGUUCGCAGACCAGCCUGUUGUACAAGCAUCUUGAGUUGAGUACAGUACACCCAGCCUCUCCUCCCUGCUGUUCUUGCACCUCUAGAGUGAGUGUGCCACAAUAGCACACACCGUGCGUGACACCAAACUGGAUCCGAUAAGGUAAGGUAGUAGUAGUUCCAGUGCAGUCGGGUAAAGAGCUGAGAUAGGUCUAUUAAUUAAAGCUUGAUUCCUUUCAUUCAGGAUGGUGGUAUAAGUACAAUGUAAUGCACAAAACAAUUCAUAUGAGUACCAGUUAGAAAUCA
Molecule: messenger RNA, 2269 nt
Organism: Zea mays
Lineage: Eukaryota; Viridiplantae; Streptophyta; Magnoliopsida; Poales; Poaceae
Exons: 8
Coding region: 187-1464 (425 amino acids)
Molecular function (GO): hydrolase activity, acting on ester bonds
Source: RefSeq, a predicted model, not a curated record